AUGACAACCCCCAAGGAUGAUCAUUGGGUAGCAACAAAGCGUGCGUUGCGUUAUGUGAAGGGCACCCCUGAUUAUGGACUUCUUUACACUAGGCGUCACGAUCCUAGACUCAGUGGUUUCACAGAUUCAGAUUGGGCAGGUUCGGUUGAUGACAGGAAAUCAACAUCUGGGUAUGUGUUUAAUUUGGGAUCCGGUGCAGUCACACGGACUAGUAAAAAGCAGCAGGUAGUGCCUCUCUCCUCGACAGAAGCAGAGUAUCGAGGAGCGGUUAAGGGAGUUCUCAAGCUUGUCAAGAAUCCUGUCUUCCAUGAAAGAACCAAGCAUGUGGAAACUCAUUGUCAUUUUAUUCGGAAGCUUGUUGAAGAUGGUUCAGUUCAGUUGCAGUAUGUUCCAACUGCGGAUUAG
This is a messenger RNA of Cryptomeria japonica (Japanese cedar), 405 nucleotides long. RefSeq names its product secreted RxLR effector protein 161-like. Bases 1 to 405 code for a protein of 134 amino acids. Lineage: Eukaryota; Viridiplantae; Streptophyta; Pinopsida; Cupressales; Cupressaceae. The transcript is spliced from 2 exons. The record is from RefSeq and is a predicted model, not a curated record.